AUGAAUGGUGAACCAAUGAAACCUGAUAUAGGUGCUGAAAUGAUAUUGUCGGAUCGUGAUACACGUUUACUUAUAUCAAAUGCUGAUCCUUUGAUACAUUCAGGAACAUAUUCAUGUCGUUGUCGUCUUUUUGAGGGCACUGAAACUGCUGUUUAUUUUUGUGUUAAUAUACUAACAGCCAAACUAGAUCGCAAUGAUACAAAUGAUAAUGAAUCAGAUCAGCUGAAAAUAACAAAUUGUAUGCAGGCUGAUUUAUUUCAUCCAAUUACCAAAGAAUUAGAUUUACCAAUAGGUAAACUUUUAGAAAUUCAAGUUAAGAUUGAUGAAGAAACUCUAUUGAAACAAAUGAGGAAUAAUAAUAAGGAAAAUAUUCAAGUUAAUUGGUAUCAAAACUCAACACUAAUUGAACCUAGUUCAAGGUGUGAAAUGCUCAAAAUUAAUGACCAGUUUAUUUUACGAUCAACUACAAAUAAUUUACAACCUGAUAAGUUAUACAACUACACAUGUAUGUUGAGACUGCCUGAAAAUUCUUCUAUGUCUCCAGCACCAAGUAUCACCAUACCGGUAAGUUUUCAUUGUCCAACAGUUAAAGAAUUAGAAACUGAAUUCAAGAAUUGUAUCGACAAAAAUAAGGCAACAGUCGAAAAUAAUCGAAUCUUUGAAGUCAAAUUAGGAGAGGAUGAUGCAUUUCAAUUAAAUAUACCUAUUCAACAUUGUUCUCAGGACCAAGAUUUUGUCGUAUGGUGGACACAUGAAGAUGAACUUUUGACAGGUGAUCAUUUACCGUCAAAAGAAAAUAAUAUCGUUAGGUGUACAAAUGUUGCAGUAACAGUGAGACAAGAGGAAGCUACACUGAGUGAAAAGUCAAAUGACAAAGAGAAGGAAAAAGAAGGGAAGAAUUUACAGGGAGAUAAGAUAAGUAUGGUCGAUGGGGUUGAAACAAACCUUCUGAAUAAGGAAGACGAGGAAAUAAACCGGGAGGUCCCCUCAAUGAAAAAGGAAGAGGAAGAAAAGAAGAGGAACACAGAAAACACUUUCAAGCAAGAGGAGCAAGAUUUAAAGAAAGGGAAAAGCGAAGAGACGAAAAGAAAAGAAGAGGAGAUCGUUAGACUGAGACGAGACGAAGAAGAGGCUUCAAAGAAACAGGUGGAGGAGGAAGGAAAGAACAAGGAAGUAGAGGAAACUGCGAUGAAGCGAAAGCAGAAAAAAGAUGCUGAGAGCAAACGAAAAGAUGAAGUUGAAUUGAGACGAAAAGAGGAAGAGAUUGCGAAAAAGGAGGAAGAAGAGAUUGAAAGGAAACGAAAGGAGGAAGAAGAUGCUGAGAGUAAACGAAAAGAGGAAGUUGAAUUGAGACGAAAAGAGGAAGAGAUUGCGAAAAAGGAGGAAGAAGAGAUUGAAAGGAAACGAAAGGAGGAAGAAGAUGCUGAGAGUAAACGAAAAGAGGAAGUUGAAUUGAGACGAAAAGAGGAAGAGAUUGCGAAAAAGGAGGAAGAAGAGAUUGAAAGGAAACGAAAGGAGGAAGAAGAUGCUGAGAGUAAACGAAAAGAGGAAGUUGAAUUGAGACGAAAAGAGGAAGAGAUUGCGAAAAAGGAGGAAGAAGAGAUUGAAAGGAAACGAAAGGAGGAAGAAGAUGCUGAGAGUAAACGAAAAGAGGAAGUUGAAUUGAGACGAAAAGAGGAAGAGAUUGCGAAAAAGGAGGAAGAAGAGAUUGAAAGGAAACGAAAGGAGGAAGAAGAUGCUGAGAGUAAACGAAAAGAGGAAGUUGAAUUGAGACGAAAAGAGGAAGAGAUUGCGAAAAAGGAGGAAGAAGAGAUUGAAAGGAAACGAAAGGAGGAAGAAGAUGCUGAGAGUAAACGAAAAGAGGAAGUUGAAUUACGACGAAAAGAAAGGAAAGUUACCAAGAUGAAGAAAGAGGAGGCAGAGACUGAUAAGAAGCAAAAGGAUGGAGAGAUUGCCGGGUUAAAGAAAGAGAAGGAUGAAGUAGAAAAAAGACAACAUAAGGAGGAGGAAGAUGAGAGGUUAGCUAGCCAUAAGGCAGACAAAGAAGAAUCAAUAACAAAGACAAAGAAAGAUGAUAUGAAAGGUAAAGAAGGCAGCAUGAAUAAAACGGAUGGAGAACGAUAUAAAAAAGAGAGUAAAGAAGGGAAGGAUGAAAAGAAGAAGAAAUUAGUACCAACGAAGGACCAAACGGAUAACGGAAUGAAAACGAAGCCAGUCGGAGAUGUUGAAUUAAAGCCUGAAUCAGAAACAUCUCAGAAGAAGAAUAUCAGAGGCGUAACAGAACAAACAAAAGACACAGGACAAGAGGAAGAAAUCGAAACGGUCCUAGAAACCGAUUCUGAAAUGAAGAGGGUAGUUGGAGAAUUUAAUAGGGGAGAAAAAGAUAGUGAAGAAGAUAAAGUGGAUGUUAGAGUAGGUGACACAGCUGAGUCACUCAAUGACGAGAAGAGAGAAAAAGGGAAGAAUAAAGUGGAGAAAUCCGACGAAAUACAAUCUUUAGAUAAAGGUAAAAAGAUAAGGGGAAGUAGAUCGACUUGGAAGGAUGACAAUAAGGACAGUGAAAAGCUAGUUGGUCAAAUCGAAGUGCAAAAUGAAGUGGAUAAAACAAAGCAAACGCUGGAAAAAGAAGAUAAGUUAGAUGACCAAAAUCAGAAGGAAGUAAUCACUAGUGAAGCAGAAGAAUUCCUGGAACACCAUGAUGAAAAAGACAAGAAUAAGACUGAGACAGUGAAAGCAGUACACAAUCAAAUUACAAUAGAUUUCAACAAUUCAGAAAGCACAACAUCUCAAAAUAAACAAACUUUAAUUGAUCAGGUAACGAUCAGUGGAUUAGAACUUAAAUCAGUUAAAAAGGAUAAAAAGAAAGAGAAAGAUGGCGAGACUGGCCACGAGACUAAAAAGAAGAAGAAAAGUGACGGAAAGAUAGGAAUGGAUAAUACUGAAUCGAUUGUUAGUACAGAAUAUCCAACAGAAAAUCAUGUGAACAACAAACCAGAAUCAUUUGAGGAUUACCAACAAAUAAAUACAGAAUCAUUUCAGAAGCCACAACGUCGAGAAAGUAAGGCAAAGAAGCAUGGGAAAGAUACAAAGAAGAAUAGAUCAGUCGCUGAUAAUACUAGUACUACUACUACUACUACAGGAAAUGAUGAAGAUCUAGCUAAAGAUUACAUAAAAAACAAAGAGGAAAACGAACCGAAAACACAGAUGAACCUGGUUGGAGUAGAAAUUGGCAAAAACAAUCAGGAAGUACUUGAUACGAUGCCAACAACCGAUGUUUUACAGAAUGAAGCAGAAAAUAGAGAAAAACAAUGGAAAGAGGGAAAGAAAAAGAAACGAGAAAAAUCGAAAAAUGUUGAUAAGGAAAAUGAAGAUAAUUAUAUUAGCACUAGAAGGCAAUCAAUAGUCGACGAACAAGAUCCAAACAAAAUAGAACUGAUUGAGGACCAGAAACAAGUAGAAAAACGUAAGAAACAUCGAAAAUCAAUGACAGAAGUUGAUAAAAAUGACGUACAGUGUGAACCAUUAAAAGCUGAAGAAAAAUAUAUGGAAACCAACACUAUAGAUGAUGACCAAAGUGAAGAAAAGAAAAUCAAAGAAGAAUAUAAGGGUAUGGAAUUAAAAUCCGAUUUUAAAUUAAAUAACAGUGAAAAACAAGAUAUUCUUAAUGAACUAUAUAAAACAAAUGAAUAUGAUACUGUGAAACAUUGA
Messenger RNA from Schistosoma mattheei, 3708 nucleotides. The record is from the annotation of a GenBank genome assembly. NCBI's taxonomy places the organism in Eukaryota, Metazoa, Platyhelminthes, Trematoda, Strigeidida, Schistosomatidae.